GUGUGCAUAAAUAUGCUGAUAUAUAAAUAUUCCUUUUAAAUUUUACUCACAACUACCUUUAAGUAAUUGCUUAUUCAUGUAGUUAUAAACAUCAAUAAACAUCAAUAUCUAUAUAUUCAGUGUACGAAUUUAUUAACAUCAGAAGAUAAACGAUUUUAGUGUAUAAUCGUGCAUUUUGAAAAUAAAAAAUUUGUGUUCGUUUGUUGAAGAUUCUCAAGUCGCUCAGUAUUAAUUUAAACCGCGUUACUAGACUGAAAUAAAACGAUGUGAAUAUUUUAUGUUUCUUGUAAUAAAUCGCAAGUGAAGAGUGCAUAUUUAAUGAGCACUGGAAAAUCGUCUGUUCAAGAUAUUUAUUAAACACUUCGUUCGUCGUUUAUAUUACUUAUUAACAGAAUUUUCAAUGGAAUCAAGGCGAAAAAAAAUGUGGAUUUUCCGGCGUGAGAAUUGUAAUUGAUCCUAAUCAAACUAAUUAAUGAUAAAGAUGCCUCUUCUUCACAAGCACCUAGAGAGUAUAUUGCAGGAUCAUAAUUAUGGAGCACCUCUUCCUCGCACCAUAUCGUCCACUGAAUCUAACUAUGCUACGCAUGAAACAAACAAAGAUUUAUCUGACUCAUCUGAUAGAGCUAAUAUAAAAAAUUCAACUGAAGACGAUGCAAGUAGUAUUAUUAGUAUCGAACUCGGAUAUGAAGUUGAACCAGAGGGAGAAGAAACCGAAACUGCUCCCGAAGGGGAGGGGGAAGAAGGUGGUGACGGCAAUACUCGGUGUAUAUGUGAUUUCGAGCAUGAUGAUGGUUACAUGAUAUGUUGCGAUCGAUGUUGCGUCUGGCAACACGUGGAUUGCAUGGGAAUUGAUAAAUCAAACAUUCCUGAUGAGUAUUUAUGUGAAGUUUGUUGCCCUAGAAAAGUAGACCGAUCUCGCGCUCGAUCUUUGCAAAUGCGAAAACGUGAAGAUCUUUUUACUACAGACCUUUCGUCAGAUGGUUCUACUGACAAUUCACAUGUGGAAAAUAAAGCGUCUGAUAGUUCUAAAAAGAUUGAAUUAUUUUCGCUUGAGAGGAAAAAUUCAGAUGAAGAAUGCCAUUUAAAACCUUAUCAAAACAGGCAUAAACAUUUCAAAAAAUUUAAAAGAGAAAAAUCAGUAAAUUCGGAAAGCAAAAAGUUGAAUGUUAUAUCAAAUAUAAAGUCUGAUGAAGAGGAGAUAUCAAACCCAUCGAUUGAUACGUAUAAAAAGGCAACAAUAAAUCAAUACAGUAUAGAACUGAAAAUGAAAAUUUCUGGUUUCAAAACGGAUAACUCACAAAGUGAAAUAGAUUACGAAAAUCUUAGCGAUUCUAAUGUAAUUCUUUCUUCUUCAACUUUUGAAGGAAGAACUUUUAAAUGUUUGAAAGCUAAUCAGGAUUUGGAAGAGGGUACUCCAAUAAUUGAACUAUGUGGAAAAUAUAUACUAAAGUCGGAAUUAGAUAAUCUGCAUCCACGUGGUUACAAUCAACCAAAUCCCGAUACUUUACCUUUUAUGUUUUUCUAUCAUUUUCAAAAAGACGACGUCGAAGUAUGCGUUGAUAUGCAAACCUACGGAAAUGAAGCUAGAUUUAUUCGUCGCAGUUGCAUUCCAAAUGCUCAAAUAAAACACAAAAUUAGAAAAAGACUAUUGCACUUAUAUAUUGUUGCUAUUUCGCCAAUCCAAAAAAAUACAGAAAUCACAAUAGGACAUGAUGGAUACGAAGCUUAUUCCGAAAUAUUUAAUACCACUUCAAGACAGAUAUCAUGUGCGUGCAAUAAUUUUGAAAAAUGUAGCUUAAGACAAACUCAAACGGAUGAUACUUUUUAUAAAAAACUAGAUAAUAAUCAAGAGAAUUUGUGUAAAAAGGAAUGGAAGAAUAAUUUUUCAAGGCAGAUUCAAAAACAAAUGCGUCAAACUAUAAGGUCUGAUAAAAUCAAGGAAAAAAGUAGCCACAGAAAUGCACACAUGUUCACAAAAAAGAGUAAAAUUAUAGGAAAUGAAAUUAAUCGCAAUCGUAAAUUGACUACAAAUUCGCAAUUAAAAAUCAGUCUUAAUACACCAGAAAUGACGAUUGAUACUAAACAUAAAAAAAAAAUGACUCGGGAAGAACGCAAACUUGAAGCUAUUAUGAAAGCGUUUGAACGUCUUGAAAAAGCAGAACAACGAAAGCAAGAUGCUUUAACUCGCCAAAUUUGUAGAAAAAAACCAAUCGAAUUUCAUUCUCAAGGUAAAAAUAGUGAUUGUAAAAAUGUUGCUGGCUUACCAAAUCUUGUAUCUCAUCGAAGUAAAAAGAAAUCUCGGAAGAAUUUUAGUACUAAUUUCAUUUCAAAUGAAAAUCUCAAUUCAACAGAAUCAGAUCUAACAUCUGGAGACGAACACAGCAAUAUAAAUGAACAGAACAUUAUGAAACCAACCGCUGAAAUUUUGUCUGAUGAUAAUUUGAAAAAUGAUAAUCAUAAUGCUUUAACGGAUUCAAUAAUAAAAGUUGAAAAUGAAAGAUAUUUAAAAUCGUCAAAAAAACGUUUGUUUCGCGACAAAUUUAAACAUGAAAAUUUUGAGGAAAAUAUGAAUCAACUUAAUUCUUCGCCAACAUCAGUAUCGUCGACUUAUUCAUUAGCGGAUUCUGCCGUGAAACCUUUAAGUUCAGAAAAUAAAAUUGUAGAUAAUAAAAAAAAAUGUAUAAACGAUUGGCUUUUGGAAUCAUCAAUUAGAGAUAAAAAAAAUGAAGUUGUAGAGGUAUUAAGUCCAAAUUAUCAUGAAACACAAAAUUUAGCUUCUUUGGCUGAACUCGCAGAAACAUUAGAACCAAGUGUAAAAGUAUUCGAUUCUUCUCAAAAUCUUCAAUCAUCAAAUCAAACCAUUGAUCCACUCAGCGUUUCAGCUAAAAAGCGUUGGCUUCGUCAAGCUAUAUCUGAAUCACCACAGCAAAGCAUUGAAUCUAAUAGUUCGCCUCUUAUGGUCGCACCACCAAAGAAAAGACGAACAGCCCGAGAAAAUUUAUUAACAGAAAAUUACUCAUUACCAAAAACUGCUCCAAUCACAGAUCACAAUGACGAUCACGUGGAACAAUUCAAAAAGGGUGAUUGCAAUGAAAAUCAGGAAAAAAUUAAGAAAGAAAAAUGCACCACUGAAUUGGAAUUUAAUAGUUGCAAUAGCAUUGACCAAUCGAUUUUUUUUGAUGUCAAUAAAAACGACGAUGUCAAGCCUCAAUGUCAUGAAGGCGAUGAGCUUUCAACGAUAAAUAAUAUACAGAAAUGUGAUAAUAAUCUUAACAAAACGAAUAUAAAAUCAGAAACUCAGGUCGUAAAAAAAGAAGAUGCAAAAAAUGAUUUUAUUCAUACUCUUCGACUAAAUCAUUUUAGUACUGAUACGGAAAGUUCUGAAAAAUCGAUUUUAUCAACCGAUUAUGUGCAACACGAUAGUAAAACUUAUGAAAAACAAGAAUUAAAUAAUAAACUUAUUUCGUUGGAGGGCUGUGAGAUCAAAAAGGAAAAAUCUGAACUUCAGCUAUCGCAGGAAUUGCAGGUAGAAGAUGAAAAAAAAAUUAACUUUGAUUAUUCAGAAAAUUCGAAUGUGUUCGAGGAUUUAGAAGAGUCCACCACUAUUAACAAUACUUUCAAUUGUGAAACAAUUGUUCCGAAAGACGAAAAUCAAACUUUGCCUAUUCCUCCUUUGAGCGAAAGGAUUAGAAAAAAGUUUAAGAGAAAAUCAACUGAAACAAGUGCUGAUAAUAUAAGACAAGAUUUAAUACAAUGUUCAAAUACUAAUGACAAAAUUGAUUGUAAAAACAUGAAAGAUAUUUCAUCAGCCUUGCGUGAAUUAUUAGAAAUACAAGUUGAAAGUUCUGAAACUGUCCCAUCACACCAAUCUCAUCGAGAAUGCUAUGAAAAGUGUAAUGAUAUCAAAGAAGUUAUGGCAGCGAACAUCGAAACUCCCAAGCCACUAAUUUCACCUCAACGUUUAGAAUUUGAAAACCAAGAAAUACGACCCGUAAUUAAAAAGACACCUAAGGAUCCUAGAACAGCAGUACCUAAAAAUCUUGUUGCUCCGAACGUACUCAGUAAAAAUGAGUCAUUGAAAGUAGCAGAAAAAAGAAAGCUGUCUAUAUCUGAAUAUCGACAACGGAAACAGACAGUUAAGGUUUUAUUACCUGAAUCCAAUGUUUCUUCAAGUAAGAAACCACUUUUGAAUGAAGCUAUUGACACUUUUUGUCCAAACUCUGUUAAAAGUUUUGAUGAAGAUAAUGCAAGUGAUUCUCUACUAAAAAAUGAAGAUAAAACAAUCGAGAAGAAAAGUAUAGAUGAUGAUACUAUUGGAUGGUCAGCUGCUCCUACUUUAGUCGAAAGACAACGUGAAAAUCCCACUAGACGUCUACGUCGUGAAUUUGGAUUAUUUUCUAGUAAAACAAAUGGAGAACCGUUGCAAAAUAUUGAUUUUUCAGAUGUUGAUGCUUAUCAUCAAGAAGAUAUUUGGAAUUCAAACUGCAUACAAAUCAACAAUAUGGAUUCAACGAAUCAUGUUGACGAACAAACAUCAAAAUUUUCUAACAUGGUAUCGUGCAACGAAAAAGAAAGCAUUCUUGAUCAAACUUUACUCUUAAAACAUCAAGGUACUCCAUCUUCAGAGAAUGGAUAUAAUAUUGUAAAAACUAAUCAAACAAACAGAUUACCUCAAGCUCCUCCAGGGUCUAAUCCUUACCCACCCACAGUAACUAAUGAAACUGACAUUCUAUCUAAUGUAUCGAGUAUAAAAAGUGACAAGGAACAGUUUCGAAUAUUAAAAUCGUCAAUAAUGCAUGCUGAGACAUCGGUUGAAUUACUUUCAGUUCCUGAUCCAAAUUCAAAAAAUUCCCAGGUUUCACGCUAAAAAUAACUGGGUUAUUACAUUACUUAAAAACAUCAUAAAUUAAAUAAUAGUCAGAAUAUUUUAUAGUCUAGUUUUUAUUCUACUGUAUUAUCAGUAGAACAAACAACUUAUAAACUGUUGAAUUUCGUGUAAGGCAUGAAUUUAUAAGUAUGGCUAAUUUUCUGUCCAACUGACUGGGCCGAAAAAUUUGUUCAGCAAACAUAAUGAACAUAUAUUGUUUUUCAUGUCUCCAGUGCCCAAAAUUUCUUCAAAAUUCUAUCAACUUUAGCAACCCAAAUUUGAAGUUUUAAAAAGUUCUUAAAUAGCCCAUUAGAUUCUCGAUCCAAGAAUAACAUUUUUAAGAUUGUUAGCGUUAUUAUAAAUCAUUUGGAUAUAUUUUUUUAGCAGAUUAGUACAGUUCAGAUUUAGUUGGAUCACUGUGAUAAAAUUUUUUCCAAAAUACACAUUAUCAAAAUAUUGUAAUUCAAAAUAUUGACUUUGGAUCAUUUUUCCACUAAUAAUUUGUACAAUUUAAAAAUAAAUGAUUUUAUAUCACUGCGUGGCAUAAGUUCACAUUUAUGGCACGCUUUUCGGUGGCAUA
Messenger RNA from Trichogramma pretiosum, 5447 nucleotides. RefSeq names its product histone-lysine N-methyltransferase 2E (gene upSET). Gene Ontology annotation, molecular function: protein binding. Bases 473 to 4867 code for a protein of 1464 amino acids. The transcript has 13 exons. The record is from RefSeq and is a predicted model, not a curated record. Lineage: Eukaryota; Metazoa; Arthropoda; Insecta; Hymenoptera; Trichogrammatidae.